This is a messenger RNA of Macrobrachium nipponense, 4486 nucleotides long. Its product is annotated as alpha-1,6-mannosyl-glycoprotein 2-beta-N-acetylglucosaminyltransferase-like. The record is from RefSeq and is a predicted model, not a curated record. Gene Ontology annotation, biological process: oligosaccharide biosynthetic process; protein N-linked glycosylation. Bases 762 to 2705 code for a protein of 647 amino acids. Gene Ontology annotation, molecular function: alpha-1,6-mannosylglycoprotein 2-beta-N-acetylglucosaminyltransferase activity. Gene Ontology annotation, cellular component: Golgi membrane; Golgi stack. NCBI's taxonomy places the organism in Eukaryota, Metazoa, Arthropoda, Malacostraca, Decapoda, Palaemonidae. The transcript has 7 exons.
GCUCUCCUCUCCUCUCUCUCUGACAGACUGGCAGUCAGUCAGUGUGGUCCGAACCGCAGUCGGCGGAGGACGGCGUUCCGCAGUCGCUCCCGGAUUCUCGCACACGCUACGGCCUCCAGUCCGUCUCGUGACACUCCCAUGUGGCACUUGUUUACGCCGCCGCUGUCCUUAGCCGAUCCACCUUCCAGCGCCGCACAAAGGAGGGAAUUCCCCUCCUUCCUUCCUCGAGGCGAGAGUGGAGGCAUAUUCUCCACCUCUUGGCGUUUUUAAUAUAUUAAAAAGGGAGUCAGGUUUUCCCCCUGGAAGAGGCGAGGCGUGUGUGUGUGCCAGUCAACGCAGCGGUUGUAAACAAAGGUUGUAGUCAGUGCUCCACCUGACGCCAGUGACAGUGACACCCCCGACAGCCACCCAGCGUCGUCACCGGGGGCUCCUGUUGCUGUUGGCACGCUUUCUUUCAGAGAACAGAGAAUGAUGUUAGCUGCUGCCGGAGGCUGAAUCGGACUGAUCUGAAACGUACGCAAGAUGGCAAGCUCUUCAUAGACAGCCUGUGGAGUUUUGAAAGUGUUCGGUUAUUCUUUGGGCAAAGAUAAAUCAUGGUUUGGAUUCUAUGAACAGGGGGCGCCAAUUAUCGCGUUAUGCAAACGAUGGUGCAAAUGCAGCGUCUUCCGUUGUCUAGGACUGCAAACAACACCCUACAGAAUGUCUACAGUUAAUCAAGAAGAGGCACUCUAGAACCACAAUAGAUACACUGAAGGUUCAGGAUGAGGUGGCGACGGUCGUGUAAGCGGCUCAUGAUUCUACUCAUGUUUGUGUGCAUGACCGUCAAACUCCACCUGGAAUUCCGCCUGCUGGACACGACCAAGGCGAACUCAUUCUCCCCCUGGUGGACUAACGAAACUCUGGGCCACCUCAGGGGGUUUCCCAAGACGAAAAACCUACCCAGAGGGAACGCGACUGCGAAGGAGGGCUCUCUGAAACAUACCCUCCUCGUAGGAGGGAAGUUAGGGAGAGCGGCCGAAUCUGAGAAGUCCCAGACAGACGCCUCCGAAGGGAUUAGUAAAGCCUCUGAUGCCAGAGACGUCGCGGGGUCGAGAAAGAACGACACGACUAAAGGAGUCGGGUCUUCGUCGGACGCUGAGGGGACGAGAUCGAACGGCACCCUUAGCGCCAAAGAGCCCAAGAAAAACAGCACGGAGAAGGUCGCUCUCCCCAAUCUCCAACCGCAGAAAGAGAGGGAGGAGGACCUCCACCUGCCCCACCCUCCCCUCAGCCACAUCCACAGCAACAGGAAGUUGACGAAUGAGGAUGUGGACGCCAAAAAGGACGUGGGCGUCGAGGGCGGCGCCAAGACGAAAACGACCCCUGACGGAAAGCGAGGAGAGACCAUCUUGCACCCCCAAGUGGCCAAACCGAAAGAAGAUACCAAACCCAAACCCAAAGUGGAGCCCAAACCAACCCCGAAGUCGCCCCCGAGGCCACUCCCAAGGCAAGCCCUUCACCCCGGCCCCAAGAAAAAGACUCCGUCGAGGAGGGGCGUGUCCCACGACGUGGACCCGCAGGAAAUGUCCUUGAGUCCAGAGGAAAUCGAGAAGAUCAAGAAGAAGUUGGAGCAGCUGAACGAGGAACAGACGAUAUACAACGAAGAGACCUUCGGCCCCAUCCUGCGAAAUACGACCAUUUUACUUGUCCAGGUCCACAACAGGCUGGAGAACCUGCGCUACUUGGUGGAGAGCAUGAGGAACACGAGGGGCAUCAACGAGUCCUUGGUCAUCUUCAGCCACGACUACUGGUACCCGGCCAUGAACGACUUCGUGACGAACAUCACGGAAUUCCGCGUCAUGCAGAUGUUCUUCCCGUUUUCUAUACAGCUCCACCCGCACAAGUUCCCGGGCAGGGACCCCAGGGAUUGCUCCUGGAACGUCAACAGACUUCAUGGCUUGACUUGCCUGAACAGAGAAUGGCCUGAUAUAUACGGACAUUACCGGGAAGCCUCCUUCACCCAGAUAAAACAUCACUGGUGGUGGAAAAUACAUAGGGUCUUCCAUGACCUAAGAGCCACGAAGGUGAACUACACAGGUCAAGUGAUAUUCCUGGAGGAGGACCACUACAUCCUGCCGGACCUCCUCUACGUCCUCUCCGUCCUUCAGAAGCAAAGGGGCUCUCACUGUAGCGCCUGUCAGGUUCUCGCUCUCGGGAAUUACAACAAAAUGUCCCCGAGCGUCUACAAAAAUUUCGUGGAGCGAGGCGACUGGUGGGUGACGAAGCACAACCUGGGAUUCGCCCUGGACAUGGCCGCCUGGAAGUCGCUGGCCUCCUGCAAGAACCAGUUCUGCCAAUUCGACGACUACAACUGGGACUGGACCCUCAACAACCUCAUCCAAACGUGCUUCAAGCCCAGGAUGUCUAUGCUCUCGGUCAAGUUCUCCAGGGUCAUACACGUCGGCAGCUGCGGGACGCACGUCAAGAAGAGGACGUGUGACGUCCAGAAGGAGGUACAAGCAGCUAAGACGCGAAUAAACCUCGGGCGGGAGUGGCUCUUCCCGAAGCACCUCGCCUACCAGAACGUCUACAGGGGGUCGGGUCGCGUCAAGAAGGGCAACGGAGGCUGGGGAGAUUUCAGGGACCGCCAGCUCUGCAGGGCCAUCUGGAACGGCACUGCCUCCGAGGAGACUCUCAAAAGGCUGGAGAUGAACCAGUUCGGCUGAGUCUGGAUGGAAGACCGCCGCGACAUCGCGAGAACUUUUCCAGGCGGGCUGGAUAAACAUUGCUCUGCUGCUGUGACCGAAUGCGACGACGUAGUCCCUCAAAAAAAAAAAAAAAAAAUUAAUAGAUUCUUUUUGGUGGCGUCUGGAACGCUCAAAACGGCUGAGAAUGAAUCAGUUCGCCUGAAUCUGGGAUACUGUAGAGACGAGGAAGGCAUCUCAAAAGACCGAAACCGAAUCAGUUCGGCUGAAACUGGAACGUUAGAUGCGGAAGAAUUUUUCAAAAGUCCCAAAGUCGAUCAGCUAUUUUGAGUUUGGAACGUUCAAGAGGUCGGUAGAGACUUCCAAAAUCUGGGACUGAAUCAGUUAAGUAUAUCCUGGAACGGCAAGGGUCGGAAGAGGCUCUUCCAAAGCCGGGAACUGGAUCACUUAAGUUGGUUCUGGAAUCCUGUUCAGCGUGGAACGCCGAGGUGGCACGAGAGACUCAAAAGACUGGAACCUAACUGGCUCGGCUGAGUGUCUCGAUAAGAACCAGUGUGAUACCGACAUAUCUGAGUAGGUGGAUGUUGUUCUGCAUUAAUUGUUGAAGAAUAUUUAACUGUUACAACUACUAAAGUAAUUCUGGAAGUGAAUUUACAGUGAAAGUGAAACUGAACUGAGUUGUGUACACAACGAUGACGCUCAAGUUUCUCUUGAAAUAGUGAGAAUAAAUUGAAAAGCAACACAUUCCAAGACUAUUUAAGUGAACAAUGCGAAUCAAGAACUUCACAGAUAUAAUUCUAGCUUGCAAACUGACUAGAAAUGGGUAUAUAUACCAUUUAAAUCUGAUUGUCUGAAAGGUUGAUCAAGAGAUUCGGUGAUGGCGAAUGUCAAAGUUUUUCACGUUUCAAAAAAGCAAAGAAAAAGACGACCCCUUCGUGUUGUGACCACUUUGCUGUGAUUCACGCUAAACCGGAGAUUAAUCAGUAUUAAUACGGAGUCAUUACGAGCGAAGAAGUUCUGGAAUAUUAUGUAGAUAGUCGUCUGAUAAGAGCUCGCUCUGGUGACAAAGUUCCAGUCGAAUAAAUAAAGAUAUAUUUUUUCUGUCCUUGUGUUUAACUCGACAAUGCUGAGGCUGGGAACUGAUUAGACAGUGUUUAUUGAGCCAGCAGAUUACGUGUAUUUCAGAGGGUGCCAAAAUGAGCGUUACCUCAGUGGAACAGGAGGCAAAAAAGAAAAAAAUCGAGACAGAUGUAUUUUAUUAGGGCAGUUUUUUUGCCGCCUUUCAUUCAAAAAGCGUUAAAAGGAAAAAAUCAAGACAUAUACGUGUUUUAUUAGGCCAGUUUUUUGGCGCCUUUCAUUCAAAAUGCGUUAAAGGGAAAAAAUCAAGAUAUAGACGUGUUUUACUAGGCCAAUUUUUUUUUUUUUUGCGCCUUUCGUUCAAAAACGCGUUCCUCUCUAUCGCCUGGAACUUCUGAGAAGACGCUGAGGGCUCUAUCAAGAGGCAGGCGUAUACAGACGUAUAUAACUUCCCAAAUAUCUCGUUCAACCAUUUCUCUCUCUUGUUAUGGAAAAGGACAUCCCUUGGGCAGUGUAGUAUACCUGAGAGGAACUGCUAAAUGGAAAACGGGCGAAAUACGAAGUUGCAUCCGUUCCCCGGCGUAAAAUGUCAAACAAGAAGAAGCAUCAUCAGGAUUUUAUAUAUAUUUUCGAGGACUUAAAGCAUACGGGUGAUACAGUGCUGUGGUGAACAAGAGUGGACAUUCUCCAGUCGCUGGGCUGGCAUCUUUUGAAUUAAGCAUGUC